This is a messenger RNA of Penicillium lagena, 1800 nucleotides long. RefSeq names its product GMC family oxidoreductase. Gene Ontology annotation, molecular function: flavin adenine dinucleotide binding; oxidoreductase activity, acting on CH-OH group of donors. NCBI's taxonomy places the organism in Eukaryota, Fungi, Ascomycota, Eurotiomycetes, Eurotiales, Aspergillaceae. The coding region runs from base 1 to 1800 and encodes 599 amino acids. The record is from RefSeq and is a predicted model, not a curated record. Gene Ontology annotation, biological process: secondary metabolite biosynthetic process. The transcript is spliced from 5 exons.
AUGUUGCUCUCGAUAAUCCUGCCAUUGCUGGUGGUCUCGCAAUCAUAUCUUGCAGAUUGCGCGGACUUCGGUCAGCCUGCAGCCGAAAGCGCAUCCUAUGAGUAUGUGGUUGUUGGUGGAGGCACUUCCGGGGUGACAAUCGGUGCACGCCUAGCACAGCAAGGAUUUCAGGUGGCUGUGGUCGAGGCAGGAGGAUACUACGAGGUGAUGCGCCCAAUCACUUCGAUCCCAGGCGCAGCCAGUCUCGGGGCGGGUGCAGACGUCCGGACCGCGACGUCAAUCGACUGGAAAUUUGUGGCAAAUCGCGUCCCAGGUGCGGAUGGUCGUGAUAUCCAUUAUCCCAGAGGGAACUCGGCUGUUAACUUCAUGAUCUAUCAACGACCAUCCAGGGGUUCAAUGGCCAGAUGGGCCGACCUUGUUGAUGAUCCCAGCUACCUCUUUGAGAACGUGCUUCCCUUCUACAAGAAGACAAUCUCUUUCACGCCCCCCGAUGGGUACCGGUUCGGAAAUGCCACAGUGCCCUACAACCGCUCGUCCUACGAUAAAACUGGGCAGCCCGUUGAAGUGUCAUACCCCCGAUAUGCCAUGCCUUUUUCUACCUGGGUGUCUGGAGGCUUGCAAGCAAUCGGGAUCAAUGAGACGCAGGACUUCAACGGCGGCCAGGUGAUGGGCCACCAGUUUUGUGCAAUGACUAUUCGAGAGUUGGAUCAGACCAGAAGCAGUUCAGAGUCGGGGUUUCUACGGGGGUCGCUGGGCUACACCGCAUUGUCCGUUUACCAAACCACCUUGGCGAAGAAGAUCUUAUUCGACGCACAGAAACGAGCGAUUGGUGUUGAAGUUGAGCAGCACGGCCGGUUUACAUUGACAGCAACCAAAGAAGUGAUCGUGUCUGCCGGCGCCUUUCAAUCACCGCAGCUGUUGAUGGUGUCGGGCAUCGGGCCAGCCGCCACUCUCCAAGCCCAUGGCAUCAAUGUCAUCGCCGACCUGCCGGGCGUUGGCCAAAAUAUGUGGGACCAUACCUUCUUCGGGCCUUCUUAUCGAGUGGCCGUGGACACUUUCACCAAGCUCUCUGCCAGUCUAUGGUACUAUGGCUACCAAAUCACAACGUGGACGGCACUCCGAACGGGGGUUCUGACCAACCCGUCGGUAGACUAUCUUGGUUUUGAGAAGUUGCCACUGUCGUCUCGAACAGGCUUUUCUGCUGCAAAUGAGCAUGACCUGGCCUGGUUCCCUGCAGACUGGCCCGAGAUCGAGUACCUGGCAGGAUCUGCAUUCGUUGGGAAUUUCUCGGAUCCAUUUGCACAACAACCUCACGAUGGGUACGAGUAUGCCACCAUUAUAGCCAGUAUGGUAUCCCCAACAUCGCGCGGGAAUGUGACCAUUCGCUCCGCCGACACGGCGGAUCUACCAGUGAUCAAUCCUAACUGGCUGGCCACAGACACAGACCAGAAAGUCGCAGUUGCAGCCUACAAACGCACCCGUGCCGCAUUCCAGAGUAACGCCAUGGCACCCGUCACCAGUGGCCUUGAAUACUUCCCUGGACCCAGCGUUCAAACGGAUGCCGAGAUACUGGAAACUAUCAGGAAUACAGUCAUGACCAUCUACCACACUGCGUGUACUUGUAAAAUGGGGCUCGUGAACGACAGCAUGGCUGUUGUCGACAAUCAUGCCCGUGUGUUUGGGGUUCAGGGUCUGCGUGUCGUCGAUGCAAGUGCAUUUCCUAUUUUACCACCCGGCCAUCCUCAAUCGACGGUUUACAUGCUGGCUGAGAAGAUUGCUGCCGAUAUCGCAGCAUCUUGA